Octopus sinensis (East Asian common octopus) is the source of this 2708-nucleotide messenger RNA. RefSeq names its product transcription factor Sox-14. Gene Ontology annotation, molecular function: RNA polymerase II cis-regulatory region sequence-specific DNA binding; DNA-binding transcription factor activity, RNA polymerase II-specific. The record is from RefSeq and is a predicted model, not a curated record. Lineage: Eukaryota; Metazoa; Mollusca; Cephalopoda; Octopoda; Octopodidae. Bases 1458 to 2159 code for a protein of 233 amino acids. The transcript has a single exon. Gene Ontology annotation, biological process: cell differentiation; anatomical structure morphogenesis; regulation of DNA-templated transcription.
UUCUGUGCAUUCACAGAUAUAAAUAUAUGUUUAUAUAUUGACUGUACCUUCAUGCCAACCAAGAAAUGACGCACCAACAAAAAACGAAAAUACAAAGUUAAAUAAUACGUCUAUUGGACUCUAAAGAUGGAUCUUACCAAAGUGAAGAAAAAUUCACCGAACUGGAUUCUUUAAAAUUCUAAAUCUAAAAAAAAAAAAAGCUAACAAAAAACGUCAGUUUUCCUUUCAAGUGGAUCACUGAGAUUCGAACUACCAACCUUUUCUAUUACCUGUCUUCCGACGGCGUAUGACUCUAAGCACGCAAGUAAGAAAUUGCUUAAUUUCAAACGGUUAUUUUACACCUGAUGUCUUUUGAGUCAAGGAUAUAUAAUUUUACAUAUAUAAAUAUUAACGGAGGUAAUUGUGAAUUUUUAAGCAGUUUAACUUUAUUGUAAACAACCAUCAAACAGGCUACACGAAAAAAUUAUAAAACAAAGAAAUAUAUUUACUUACUUCCCACUUAUUGGUGACAGCAAAUACUAUACAUAUAUAUAUUUUAUACAUAUAAAAUUUAUAUAUAUAUAUAUAUUGGCUUCUCAAUCAAAGCACACAGUUACAGUAAAUAUAUACAUUUCAUUAUUUAGACCAUUCAUUUAUACACUUUCAAAAAUAGUGUUGGAUAAACAGACAUAUAUUUAUAUAUAGCAACUUAAACUUUCUACAAUAAAACAUCGAGCCUGAAUACAAACAAAGCUGUAAAAAGACCUUAGGUCCCCAUAAAAAAAAAUUAUAAAUUCGUAUCUAUAAUAUAUAAAUAAUAUAUAUUACCAAGAGGACGAAUCGGAAGCCACGCACUAGUUGUUGCUAUCAAUUACGGAUAAACCCAAUGUUUUCUAUAUAAUGAUAUAGUUAUAAUAAUAAGAAUUACUCAGCACCUAGUCACAUAGCUGCUGCUAUUGCUGCUACCUCUCCAUUCAGUCCACUCCUCCUGAAUAUUUUCAUUCUUUCUAUAUUUUUUCCUUCAACAUAUAUUUCAGUGUCCGUGUGUUUCUUUCUGAGUACACACGCCUUUACAAAUAUAUUUAUAUACAUACACAUCGUGAUUAUAAAUACCGAGAGGAUUGUAUAUGCCCAUUGCUAUUGAGCAUAUAGAUAUAACAAUCACACCGCUUUGGUAUGUAUAGUCAUUUUUGACUCAUUGAUUAGCCUAUCUAUUUCUAUCUCUUUCUGUCUGUCACUUUUCUUGUCUUUCUCUUUCUCUCUCAGUUUUACUGAGUGAGAUUUUGAUUGCGUGACUUUCUAACUAUUUAAAUAUUUAUUUAUUUAAUCCAUUUCCUUGUGAGAGCGUCUACCCCCAAACUUUCACCGUGGCUAACUUACGACACGAUCCGCACUACCUGGAGGUAGAAAGGUUGACUUCUCCAGAUUUACAUCAUUCAACCAUCACCACGGAGUUGUCAACACCCGAUCACUUUAACAUGUCUAAGCCGCAGGCUGAACAUGUUAAGCGGCCCAUGAAUGCCUUCAUGGUUUGGUCCAGGGGCCAACGUCGAAAAAUGGCUCAAGAAAAUCCGAAAAUGCAUAAUUCUGAAAUUAGCAAAAGACUCGGUGCUGAAUGGAAGUUACUAUCCGAAGAAGAGAAACGCCCUUUUAUCGACGAAGCAAAACGCUUAAGGGCCUUACACAUGAAGGAACAUCCAGAUUACAAAUACCGACCACGUAGGAAACCUAAAUCUUUACUUAAAAAAGAUAACAAAUAUGCUUUCCCAAUUCCUGUCUUGCCAGGAAUGAAUACAUUUGGGGCAGUGCCGUCAUUUUCACCUGGUUCACAGGACUCGUUACUUGCAUCGAAUUUCGGGGAAAAGGCGCGCGCUUUCCUACCACCCACGUCCACGACACAUGCACUUUAUUCCCAUCUGGCAGAAAAUGCAAAAAUGGACAGCCCUUUGAACAUUAGACCUCACGAACUCAAUGGAGCAAGUGGUCUCUAUUCCCCUUACAUGACAUCACACUCCUCCCUCGGUAGUCUUCCCCCGGCUGCACAUACGCAUUCUGGUCUCACCGGACAAUAUUUGUUACCAUGCUGCCCACCACCUUACAUGCCAUCUCAGGACUUACAUAGACCAGUGGCGUAUGUAUUGGUCAAGCCGGAAGACCACUAUCGCCACACAGUAAUAUAGAAAUAUUUUAAUGGAUGGAUUAUUAUUAUUAUAAAGUAAUUUCUCUAUAUAUAAAAAGAAAAAAAAUCUAUGUAUAAUUUUGUUUUCAUUAUUUUUAUUAUCAUUAAUAUUAUCAAUGCAUAUGUAAGAAAUGAUUAUUAAUACUUAUUAAUUAAUUAAUUAUUAUUAUUGAAAGAUAAUGAGACAUUUAUGUCAAACAACAGAACUUGAUUUAAAGGUUUCUCUUUCAGCUUGAGAAAGUGAACGCAAAACAAACAGUAACAUUGAAAAAAAAAUUAUAUAUAUAUAUGUAUAUAUAUAUGUGUGUGUAUAUAUAUAUAUAUAUAUAUAUAUAUAUAAUGAAAAUGAAGAAUAUUUGUUGCUUUGUAAAUUAACAAGCAACUCUAAAUGCAAAACACCAUUUCUUUAUUUUUUAUUUUAUUUAUUUCUCUUCCCUAUCCCAGCUCAAAUCAAUCAACUUCUGCUCAGUUUCCCGCUGAGUUAACAAAAAUGUCCCUUUUUUCUUUUCUUCAUAAAAUUGAAUGAAAGAAGAAAAAAAUAUUUGAAAAA